AUGAAGUUCCCUGGUACAGAAGUCUACGUUACUAUUGUCUAUGCGUGUCGCUCCAAGACCAAGUUUAACGCGCGACAGAAGCCCCAGCUGGCUAGGAAGAAGUACCAGUGGAAGCUGUUCUUUGGGCAUAUUUGGUUCCACAGCAUCAACACCAUAACAGAUGAUUGCAUGCAAAGGAUCGUAGCGAAGGAAAUUCCCAAGAACAAAGAGAAAGUUGUCACAUUUGUCAGUAUGAAGGGCCUAGUGGUCGAGUUCUUGUCCAGACCUAAGCGGAGCAGUACAGGCCUCUGCACAAACAUCCCGACGGGAGGAAGUGAUGGUGUUGAAGAAACGAGUCGAGGAGUGCUCACGGCAGGUUCAUCGACAGUAGUAGCACGCUGCCCUGCAAAAGACGAUGCUUUGAUGGCUUACCUCAAAUCGAUGGACGUGAUGCUUACGGAGACGCAGAGGCAGUGGAAGGCGCAGUCUCGUUGCACCGUGGAAGACAAGAAGCUAUUGCUUGUUGGUUUGCGAGCGGUUUAGGUGGAGGUGCGAACAGUGGUCGAACGGCGAAAAAGGUCUUACGCUCUAUGACCAGAAUUCAUGUACCUGGUAGGGUGUUGGUCGCCCAAGACUUGUGACGCCAUGCGUCAUUAUCACAUCACUGACUAGGAUUUGAGAGCGAUGAAGUUCAUGGAGCAGAAGUUUACGUUCCUAAUGUCAAUGCGUUCAUGGCACGACUUUACCAUCUACACGGAUUGCAAGCCCUUGAUAAGCCUGUUGAAGGUCGGCCCAUGCCUCCGAAUACGACAACUACUAUACGUCGGGUUGUCGUCCGGUGCCUAUUGAAGGUUAUGAGUCGGGUCUCAGCCCGCGAGCGUUGUUCCGGUCACCAAGGAGCGGAAUACUCAGCGUCCAAAUAUGCGCUGAAAGGAAGAUGGCGCUGGAGCGAUGGCCUGGGGUGAAGCUGGACCAGUUCGCCAAUCAGUGGAAGGGAACAAGUAGUUUGCCUUGUACGCCUCCGACGAGGAAGGAGACGACACGAGGAGGGCGACGUAUAAACGGUACCGAUUAUCGAGGUGUUCUGUUUUGUCACCCUAUUUUGGGAUGACAUCUCCCGGUUCCUUUGCCACUUUCAGGGUGAGUCCAAGGCCUAC
Messenger RNA from Sphaeroforma arctica JP610, 1136 nucleotides. RefSeq lists its product as hypothetical. The record is from RefSeq and is a predicted model, not a curated record. Bases 1 to 522 code for a protein of 173 amino acids. Lineage: Eukaryota; Ichthyosporea; Ichthyophonida. The transcript has 2 exons.